GGGACGGAGGGAGAGGAGUCUGGAGGGCUCCAGGAGGGAGGCCAGCAGGAGAAGAGAGGCGAGCACCAGCCCAGCCACGCAGGAUUCCCCGGCGAGGCGUUGAAGCCAGCAGUGCUGGAGCAGUCGGGCUUCCAUAGGAGAAGUUUUCUGCAGGCAAGAAGGCCCCGAACUGAGCUGGCUAGGACUAGAGCUGUGCAGCGGCCGAUGGACCGUGCCCUCUGAGAGGGGCUGCGGAGUUGGUGGGCGCACGCUGGGAUGGCCCUCUAUAACAACGGGGCCAAGAUGCCUUCCCCCCAGGAGGCGGCCAAUGGCUUUCCCCAACCCGGCGCCUCCGGCACCUGGCACAAGCCGGAGGAGGAGGCGCGGCUGGUGGAGCCCAGCCUGGUGAAGAAGGCUCACCGGGAGAUCCUGGAUCACGAGCGGAAGCGGCGGGUGGAGCUGAAGUGCAUGGAGCUGCAGGAGAUGAUGGAGGAGCAAGGGUAUUCCGAAGAGGAGAUCCGGCAGAAAGUGGGGACCUUCCGGCAAAUGCUGAUGGAGAAGGAGGGAGUGCUCACCAGGGAGGACCAGCACGGGCGCCAGAUAGUGAUCGAAAACCACCACCUGGAAGAGUACGCCAUGGAGUACCCAGAGUACGGAGAGGGCUGCCUGCUGCCGUGUGACUGCCCAGCCGACUGCUACCGAGACCACUGCAGCCACAGAGAGCACAGGCUGAAGAGGAGGAUGAGCAGCUCCACCUCGCCACCGCCCAAGAAGAAAAAGAAAAAGAAAUCGGGUCAUCGCCGGAGCCGCAAAAAGAGGAAACCCGGAUCAGAGCGCAGCUGCGACAGCUCCUCGCCGCUCCGGAAGGAGAAGAAAAAGAAGAACGGGAAGAAACACAGACGAGACAGGUCUGAGUCUGGAUCCCGGAAGAAGAGAAGACACAGGUCCCGGAGCCCCAAGAACAAAAGGAAAGAGAAAAACAAAGAGCGAAAGAGAUUCCCCAGCAACUCCCCAGGCCGCAGAUGCCACGGGCACAGCAGCUGCAGCUCUCAAAGCACUUCACUCUCGUCAGAUUACAGCCACUCCAAAUCGCCCGGCAGACUAACCCCCAAGCACAGAGAGGACGGACACAAGCCCGGCAGCCUCCGCUCCAGCCGCAGCCCGUCCUCCUCUCGCACCUGGCACAGCCGCUCGGCCACGCCGCACCAGAACGGGCACAAGGGCAGCGCCCAGAAUGGCCGGCACAGCCACGGUCCCUCGGGUGAAAACCAGCAGGAUAGGCUGGACUCCACGUCCCCUUCUCCCAGGGGGCAUGUCAAGACCGAGCCGCCGUCCCCCCGCUCCAAGGGCGGCAGACGCGGCCCCAGAAGCCCCCGGUCCGUGUCUCCGGAGAAAGGAGGCCGAUGCUCCAGAGGGGACAAGUACGUCCACCGACACCGCUCCCGGUCCGCGUCGCUGCACAAACACAAGGGGAGGAGCAAGGCCAAGGCCUCGGCCCAGAAGGAGUCCCCCCACUCGCUCAGCCACACCGACUACAGCAGCGAUUCGGAGGGGUCGGCCUGCUCGCACCCCUACCCGGCGGCACGGGGGGCGGAGAAGAACCAUGGGGCGCACUUGAAAAAGGUGAAGGACAGACACCACCGGGGCAGGCCAGACAGCGGCUCCCAGUCCCCUGUCAAGCACUCCAGGCACAACUCUGAGAGAAGGAAGAGCCUGUCCCGUAGCAGCUCCUGGAGCUCCAGCGGCUCCCCAUCCAAAUCCCGGUCGCGAUCCCGGGAGAAAAGACCAGCACGGAGCCGGAGCCAGUCUCCAUCGCAGAAAAAAAACUCAAGCAGAGAGAAAGACAACGAGCCCCGAACACGGCACAGUGACACGGAUCCUGCCCGGGCCAGGCGCCGCUCCAGAAGCUAUUCCCCUAUCAGGAAGAGGAGGCGUGACUCUCCCAGCUUCAUGGAGCCCAGAAGAAUUACAAGUGCCCGCAAGCGCCCGAUCCCCUACUACAGACCCAGCCCUUCCUCUUCCAGCUCCCUGAGCAGCUACUCGUACAGCCGGAGCCACAGCCGGAGCUACGACAGCUACAGUACCAGCCGGAGCCGGACUCGCAGCCCCCAGAGCCGCUCUCGCAGCCCAAGCCCCAGCCCCAGCUACAACAGCCACAGCAGCUCGGAGAGCGCCGGGUUCUGAGCCAGCAGCAGGCAUGCCCCUCUCUCUCCCCUUUCCACCCUGACCCCGUUGGCUCUAGGGCGCCCAGGCCCCACCCAGCACCGGCCUCCGUGCCCACCCCUCUCACACAAGCUGGCCUGGUCCUUCCAGCACAUCCUCUCCCUCUUCAAGGAGAAGGUGAAGGAGCCGCCAGGUGAGACCCUCCAGCCCAGGAGCUGAGACAUCUGAGCGGGGUGGGGAGGGGAGGUUUGAGGGGCAACCGUGGCAGCUGCUAACAGCUGGAGCUCGAGGCUGACGAGUGGGAUGCAGACAGCGCCCAGCCCCCCGUUGUUGUCCUGGCUGAAGGGGCAUGCAGGACAGCGGAGGAGGAGGCCAGGCUGAUGUUACUCCCAGCAGGCUUCAGUGACUGGGCAAAUACAACCCUGCUGUCGCCCAUCACAAGGGGCAGGGCGGACUCCAAAACGUCAUGGGUUGUUUUUGGGGCGGGGGGGGGGGGGUUCAUGUCUACAAACAAAUGCUGGGGUGGGGGUUCGGGGGGCAUGGAGCAAGGGAACAAAAUGCUUAACAGAGACCUUGGACUGGACCCUCCCACGAGGGGGGGCCUUUCAUGAACAAAAAGCUCAUGGACCCAAGGAAGGUUUGGGAUGGGUUGUUUCUAUUUAUGUUGCUCAGGCCCGUCAAAAGGUCCUUGUGCUUUAUUUCAUUUAAUUUAUUUUUUGAGCACAACUGUAUAAAUUUGCGGGGGGGGUGGGGGGGGGGGGCGCUAAAGGAGGCAGGAUGAGGUGGGGUAGGGGAGAAGAGGGGGUGUUGGGGGACACUAGAUCUGCGGGAUUGAUGCAAUCCAGAGAAGCGUACCAGAUCUUUCUGGACUUUGGCAUGGAGGAGGAUUUGCUGCUUCCGUGGAGAAUCCCUAGCUGAGCUGGGCCAUCUCCAGUUGCUUGGGACUAGAUCGGCCCGUGGGAGGCGUCAGGGGGCAUCCCCCACCUCCCGGAGCUACACAACGCCCAACGUCCUCAGAGCCUCCACUGAACAAAGUUCUCCGCCGCCGUCUGCUGGUGAAGCAGCCAGCUGGGGGCAAAUCUCCGGGAAUGCAGCUGACAGGAGCGCACCCGGCCGCAAGGCAGGCCCCGCUGAAAAGUUAUGGAUGGCGUGUCGGUUUUCGGGUGCAGUUCGAAGGUCCCUUCGCACCCCAGCUGUGCAGGUAACUUGGAGGCCCAGGGCCUGAUCCAGCCGCUCCCACGCAUCCAGCGCGGGUGCUUUGCAGAACCCAUUCAUUCGGACCUGCUCCCAGCGGGACGAGCCGAUCCCAGUGACACCUGGGCGUGGCGGCUCCGCGGCAAGUCGCCCCCAGCAGAAUAGCAGCACUCUCGUGCAUGGCAGAGGAGUCUCUGCAUGUCCUAACUCCAGGCUCAGCCCAGCGGGACUCACAGUUACAUGACCUCAAAGUCACUCUAUGGGCAGAUGGUGAGGAGAUGCGACCACUGAACGGCCCAUACCAGGACCUGGGCCCCAGCCUGGCAGGCUGAGCCAGGGCCCUCGUCUUCCAUGACUGGUGGUGCCUUUUCCAUGGAAUUUCAUUUCAUUCUCCACCUUGGGGGGCUGUGUGCACCACAAAGAACACAACUGCUGCUCCAGCACCUGGCUCCCUUCCUCCUGCCCUGGUGAGUAGCCCUUCCUUACCCAACGCAAGAGGUUGCGGAGAGUCGAGCCAGGAACUGGUCGCAGGCCUCUUCUCAGGCCCAGGCUGUGAACCCUACCCUGGCCCUGGGGAGCACUUAUUCACCCGCCUAGUCCUAUUGACUUCAGUGGGUGACUGCCUGCACCCCAGUGUAAGGUGAAGCGUUCACCCCGAGUGCCAUAGCGAGGGAUUGGGGAACCAUUUCAGAACCCCUUCGGGGGCGGGAGGGCGGGGGGUGAGGUAAGGGAGAAGCGACGCGUCCAGAACAGAAUUGUUUCAGGACAUUGAGCCUACAGCCCUGGCCGUGCAAGGGUUAGUUACAGCCUGAUGCCAUCCAUUAUAUCGACCAGGUCACAGACUGAUGGAUAUUAGCAAGGAACCUGACCCAUUUUGGACCAAGGGAGACAGCAGAGUUUAGCACAGCAAGAACUGAACGAGGUGUGAGGAGAUGCGAGUUCUGUUCCUGACACUACCACUACCCUGCUGUGUCACCUUGGAGUAGUCACGUCCACUUGCUCUGUGCCUCAGUUUCUCCCUUUGAGCGUCUCGCUUAUUUAGACUGUAAACUCCUGCGGGCAGGGAAUGCUAUUCAGGGUGUGAGUGUUCAGGGCCUCUAGCUCCUACCAAAAUGUAUACACACCCUCAGAGUUAGGGGGAGGGAGGUUGAAAUCCCAAUGGCAUGGCCUUUCUUAGAGAUUCCCUUUCAUGUUUCCACCCCAGGCCCCCACCAGGGGGCCACAGGAGCUAGCUGGGGAAUUUUUUGCCAGAAAAAUGCCAAUUUGUUAAAACUGAAACCGUUCAUGGAACGGGAUUAGUUUAAAUCUCCCCCUGCAAAAAAUUUUUGCAAAAAAAUUUUGACUUUUUUGAACAGGAAAGUUUCAGCAUUUUGAGGCAAAAUGAUUUUUGGUUUCAAAAACAUUAGCGACUGCAGACUAAGGAAAGGUGAGACGGAAAGAAAAGCAAGUUGAAAAUCCAAAGGAAACAUUUCGAUUGACCCAAAUGGGAAAAAUGUUUGGUUUGCUGGUAUGUGAAAAUUGUCAAGAUUUUGACUUUUCAUCCAGUCCAGGACAGGAACAUUUUUCAAAAUCGAAGAAUUCUUGUGCAAUGGGAAAAUUAUUGCCCAGUUAGUCCUACAUGCUGCCAACUCCGUUACCUUUACCUUGCCCAUUCUUCCCCAGCUAGCAUCUCUCCAGGGUCUCUUCUUCCAAACUUCCUUUGAAAAAUAAGUUCAAAUGCUUUGGCCAUGGCAUAGCCCCUGAUCACUUCUAAGCGCUUGACUUCUAGAUCUUUGCUUUCCUGAUGUGUCUCAGUGGAACCCUGCAGGGAGAACACUCCCCUCACACUGGGUGAAAUUCACUAAGGCCUGGUGCAGGACCUUCAGCUCUAGAAGUGAAUUUCCCCCACUGUGCAUACACGGCCCUUCUACUUUUCUUAUCCUUCUGGCAUUUGUGCUCAGAUAAAUCCGACAGGUCCCUAGAGUGACCUUCUUGCUGCUGUGUUAGCAUUUAUUCCUUUAAGUUCUAGUUCCUGAGUUUUCCCCCCCUCCCUUUUCUUUGAGAGUCUUUGGUCACUUCCUCCCACAUCCCUUAUCAGUCCUUCUUCUUGCUCUCCAGAGCUUUCCAUGGCUCUUUACACCUCACUUAUGAGCCGUUUCUUCUCGAGUUGGCACAGGGAAUUAAUCAGAUGGGUGGUGUCACCCUAGAGGUGCCUGGCAUCAUAUGCGCUAAGGGAGCAUGGGCCUUUGUCCUGCUCCAGUCCCCACAGGAGGAUAAGUGAAGCAUGUACUACAGCUGCUUCCUAGAAGAGUGCUUUAUAGCCCUGGAAGUCCUGAGUUCAUACUCUGAUGAGGGCCCGUGCUGACUGUAAAAUUGGUGCACCAGUGUCUUUGUCUGCCUUCAGGUCCACAUAAGCAGAUAACAGUCCUCUACAGGUUCCAGCAGAUGGACUCAUUCCUUUUUCUCAAGCAGUACAGGCCCAAGCUUUUAGUAGUGGAGGUCCCAGGUUCAAACCCCAUCGAUAGCCCAGGUGGGGUUAGAGUCACAUACUCCUUCCCCGGCCCCUUCCCCACUGCCCUGCCAGAUGCCACCAUUCAGGAAACAUCAGGGUCAGACCCGCAGCUGCUGUAAAGUGACUGGCCUCCAGCGGCAUCAGCAGCACCAUGAGACUUGCCCCCAGCCCAGGCUCUGCCACCUGCUUUAGGCCUCUAGACUCUGAACAGAGUCCAGGAACUGCCCCGCACUUGGCGUUUCGAGGCACAGCUCCUCGGUCUAGCAAUCCCUCCUGCGAGCCGAGACCUCUGUGGUUCAAUGGCCCAGCCUGAGGGCCAGAGCUGGCCUCCCCAGUAGCUUAUGCACACCCUUCCCAGAGCUCUAGCCAUGGUGGUGCUCUGGGUUCACAGGUUAACUCUUCAGGGGCAUGUGGUAGGUGUAGCAGAGCAUACGCAUACACAGACUUUGCACAGGAUCCUAAAGCCCCAUUGCACUGUACUUAACAGCAUGCUAGAUACACAAGACUAGACAGCAUAAUAAACACACCUCUCUGGAGUGACUCACGACCAUAGUGCCAACCUCAGGGCAGAAUGUCAAAAAGCAGUGCAAACCCCCAGCUGGUGGUAUGUUCUUGAAUUAGAUUUCACCAACCCAGUAAUAAAUGUGAACUCCCAAAGUACUACAAAAGUCUUAUAAUAGAGUCACAGACAGUCCCUUUAGAGACUCCAGGCUAGCAUGCCACCCAGGCAAGCUGGACUAUCUGAUAAAUGGUCAUUUCCACCAAAAAUCACAAAAACACUAGGUUCCCAGUCCCACUCACCAGGUUGAUUUGCACCCCAGAUCUCACACCAAAGACAACGCCGGUAACCAGUUUUAAAGGUUUAUUAGCUAAGAAAAGGAAGUAAGAGUUAUUGAGAGGUUAAAGCACGUAAAUAUAUCUACAGGUGAGUCAUGGUCUAUAAUUCCAAAUGGUAGCAGAAGUGUAGUAAUCUGCCAGUUUCCCCAAAAGUCUCUCAGGGCUACCCAGUGGAACUAUGAGGAUCUCAGUCUUCUCACUCAGUUACUCUGCCCUGUUAGAAUCCAAAAACAGUCCAGAGAUGAAGAAUUUUCUCGUGUCCCUACUUAUAGCUUCUUCCUACAGAAACCAAGUGACAGGGUCACUACCCACAUGGGGUCUUUCUUUGAGGGCGGAGAGAGAGGUAUGCAUGUAGAGUUGUCGAUGUUCUCUGAUCAUCUCACACAAUGACCACUUGCCUUCAAAUGCACAAGAAUUAGCACUGUCCCCUUAAAGUUCUUCAUUGGCAUUACACAAGGCUUCUUCCUUGUUUGAUGGCUCAUUUAGUUACAGGGGUGUUACAAUAUCAAUGUUUGCCAUUACAUUCUAACAGGAUACAGAUAAGUGAAAACAAUGCAUGCAACAUCCCAUUAGUUUUCAUGAAGUUUAAAACCCCAAAUACAUUCUUAUCUAUUUAACAAUCCCUUUGCUUUAUACUAGUACACAAGUGAAUUGGCCUGGCUUCCAGCUGUGAGUUUGUCAAUUUUCAGCUGACAUCUAGGCCUAGGCUUAUCACAACAGCUAAAUGAAGUUCCCCUGCCUCACUGUCCUCACCAUGCUGGAGAAUUCUGGGUAUGGAGCCAUGUCCCACCCCUCCCUUCAGUGGUAUUUUCCUCUACAUUCUUGGGAUGCAGUUAAUCAAAGCAGCAAGUUCCUGCCCUGUAGUCUCAUAAAUUGACUUAUUCUGGUCGCACAACAUGUGGUUCUGGUUCCAGGUUGGAUCUGAACGGGGAAGGCACCUGCUUUGGCUAGGACUGAAAACCCUGUGGGAUCAACUGACCUUGUGAAAUUUCCACCACUUGGGGCCAAAAUUUCACAAGAGAUUUCAGAGCCAAAUUCCAAUCCUUCCCCUCCAACCCCCAAUCCAGAUCUGAACUUUGGCCCAACCAUUUACGCCCUCAUGACCUCUUUACCUUUGCACACCAAUGGCAUAGAGGUCUCCUGUCAGUAAGGAGGCUGCUGCUCCUGAAUGUAAUUGCAACAGUUCAGACCAGGGAAGGACAGAGUAGCAGCAGGACACUACACUGCCUGGAUGAUGGCUUGAAUUUUAAGAGGGCCAGGGUGCCCUGUGGAGGGCGUUCCAUGAGCUGUCGAUGGUAUUUUGUUGAGUGGAAAUGGGGCUGGGAUUGGGACAGCCUGUGGACACAUUUAUGCAAAGCUUUAUCUCCAUCAUCUUUAAUAAUCAUUCAGCAGGCGGCAGGCAGGGGCACGGAGGCGGCUUCCAAAAUCUCCUCUUUCCGCCGGCACGACAAUGCUCUGUUGUUGUUUUCACUUAAUCUCUGUGAGCCACAUGCUUUCUGCCUGGCUGGAGGGAUGAUGCAUCGGAGCCUCCCCUGGCAGAGGGAGCAGCUGCUGCAGAUUAGUCCAUGGCUGGGCUUUAUUGUUCUUUUCCAGCCUUUGUUUGCAGGAGGGUCCAGUGGCUCAGGGGGUUGGGAGGAGCCAGACGCCUCUUUGAAUCCUGCUCUGGUUAACAGUUCAGAGGUCUCCAGAGUUUAAUGCUUGCUGUGUGAUGAGUUGGAGGUCUCAGCCCCCAUCCAUGGUGCAUUUUGGAGAGCAGAAAUCUUGGCCAAACAGCAGGUGCAUGUAUGUGUGGGGCACAUAAUUACUGUUAUAGCUCCCUGGCUGGAAGGGAGUGGGGACACGAGUGGAAGGAGGGGGAACUGCAGCCAGCUCAUCUUGGCUUUCUAUUGCGUUGUGGGCUUAUCCAUAAAGUGAGCCGCCUGCUUAAGCAUUUUGAAAUCUGCUGGCUCAGAAACUGAACCUUGGCCCAAUUCACUGGAGCCAGUGGAGCCGCUCCUGAUUGACGCCAGAGUAAUGAGCGGCAGGAUUCAGGCACUGCUGGGUCCUGGGGACCAAACCCACUGGAAGGGUGGAUGCAGCCACAUGUGGGGUUGAUGGAUGCGGGUUGCUCCUUUGCUUCAUUCCAGUUGCCCCGUUAGCUCAGCGGCUAGAGGUGUGGGCUUUUGGCAGCCCAGGCCCGUGAGAUCCACCCCACAUCCAGGGCCGUUUGUCUGCAGCCAUCCUUUGCUAGCCCCUCAGGGAGGACAGCACAAGUAAAGGGUCAUUGCCGGCACAUGCCGAGGAGAUCCCUUGUCAUGCUGUGGUGCUGGCGGUCGGUUGGAUUCUUUCUUAGCUGACCCUUUGAGCUCAUCUCAGAGCCCCACGUGAGCACCAUCUUUAACUCCAUUCAUUCCUCCCCCAUUUCCCAGCUGUGACUGGGGGACCCUUCCCCAUCACAGGCAGUGAAGGGUUAAAGGCCCACCUAGGCAGUAAUUGGGUCGGUACUUGUUAGCCAGCCAGGGUGGGACAUGACAAGGCUCAGGAGAUAAACGUGGCAGAUUCUGGGCCCUGUGAACAAGCUGAGAGAGUUCAGUCUGGGGACACUGGCUGCUGGUGCCCGUGAAAGGCCAAAACGCCAGAGACCGGUGGAGUGAGAGGCCUCAGGAAGACGGAGUUUGGGCAGGACAGUGCUAGAUACCUGAGCUGGGGCAAGGGUAGAGCACAGGGCCCCAAGAACAGGGCAAUUCUUCAGGACUUCAGCCAAAUCUGGACAUUGGCUGAGAAGCAGUUAGUGUUGCACAGAGGCAUGCAAAGACAGACAGGCUGCAGGGGGCACUGGAGACAAAACCCCUGCAACAUCACACCCCGACACAAGGGGGCGCUCUGGUGGUCUGUGUGCAUCACGACACCAAAACAGCCCUCCAAAAGGUUUCUCCUUAUAGGGACCCUCCCCUUUACUACCUGCUGCCUCCCAGCCACAUGUGCAUAGAAUAUGCCUGCCCCACAGGGCUUAGAGGCCCCUCCAUCCAAUACAAGUGUAACAGACACGGUCUGCAUACGUCCAGGCUGCCGACUCUGCAGUCAUCAGCAGGGAUCAAACCUUGGACCCCCAGCCCCAAAAGCACAUGUGAGCUGAAAGGAGACACUGGUAGCUGCAAGCAUCUAAUAGGCUCUUAUCCUCACUGGACAGAUGUGAUCACACAUAUUAAGCCAGCGUGUUACUGUUACACACACACCCCCACCCCUUAGUGGUCAGACACGGGAAAGGCCCUUCAAUGAUACUAUCCAGUUACAAAGGCGACAGUAGAGAUUUAAGGCCAUCUGAGUAUAAGCUACUCCCUAGGCUUUGCUUGCACCUUUUGCAAAAAGAAAAGGAGUACUUGUGGCACCUUAGAGACUAACAAAUUUAGCUUUUCUUUUUGCGAAUACAGACUAACACGGCUGCUUCUCUGAAGCUUGCGCCUUUCGCGCACUGACUUGCCAAAACUCUGUGUGUAUCGCACACACCUUACUAGACGGAGGUGUCAAGCCUGGUUUUGCUGAUCAUCUUCCAGCUUUCAGAGCUGAGAAAAAAAAAGCUAAGUACUCUGUCCACACAACCUUAACCCCGGCCGCUCUCUAGCAUGGUGGCCUCCAACCAGAGGCACCAAUUCCGGGGCUGCUCCAGGGCUCAAACACCCACGGGAGAGAAAAAAAAGUUUGAGUGUGGAAUGUGAUGAGUUCUGUGCUGCUAACAACUUCUGCCCUUGGGGCAGGGAGUUUGUUUCUAGAGGGGCAGGGUGUUUAAGAUAACAAAAGGCUUGUCAUUAAGUUAAGGAUCCUUAGAUGAUCCUCAAAAAGAAAAGGAGGACUUGUGGCACCUUAGAGACUAACCAAUUUAUUUGAGCAUAAGCUUUCGUGAGCUACAGCUCACUUCAUCGGAUGCAUCCUGAAAGCAUUCCCAGGCCCUCCAGUUAAAAGAUAGGAAACAAAGGGUAGGAAUAAAUGGCCCAUUUUCAGAAUGGAGAGAAAUAAAUAGAGGUAUCCCAUGAGGGGUUUGUACUGGUCUGGGAUCAGUGGCUGUUCAACAUAUUCAUAAGUGAGCUGCAAAAAGGUGAGGUGGCAAAGUUUGUAGAUGAUCCAAAAUUACUCAAGAUAGUUAAGUCCAAAACAGACUGCGAAGAGUUACAAGGGGAGCUCACAAAACUGGGUGACUGCAUUUAACAUUGAAUUCCAUCUGCCAUUUUGUUGCCCAAAGUAAUGUAUAUGGCAAAAUAUAAUCCCAAUAAUACAUACAAAAUGAUGGGGCCCAAAUCGAGAAAGAUCUUGGAGUCAUUUGCAGUACUCUGGAAGUGCGAUGUUUCCCCGAGUACUGCAAUUUCAUAAGAAUCCUGCUCACUAUCCCUGUAUCGUCCUGAACUGUGGAAUGCUCCUGCUCCAGAAAACUUAAAAAUUAUCACCAGUCAUCAGUGGGACAGAUACAACUGAAUAAUGUAGCUGUCGUUAACGUGCAUCAAGACCAUACCAAGGAACUAGCUGUAAAUAAGAUUGCUGACCGUUUCAUCCAGUAAGCUACAGGGAGACAUAAUGUCUUUAGACUGGGAUGUUAGUGAGGACAGCUUGUAGGUGAUUGCAGUCAUCUUAAUAUACUGUUAUUCAGGAGAAUGGAAUGAUGUAGUUCAUAAUUGAAUCAUUAUUAAAAUAGUAAAGUUACCAAUGACAGACACAUUCAAGAACUAGAAUAUGAACUAAAUGUAUAAAUAUGCUGAAAAUAGCCUCCCCCCAAACCUGGCAGAGACCCCACCCAAACACACACCCCCCCCCUUCAAAAGCACCCACCAGCAAAACCAAAAGUCAGUGAUCAUGCCGCUGACUAGGAAGCGAGUGGCUGACAUUUGCUCUUGAGAACUGUUUCCCAAGUUUAGGAAUUGUGCCAAUCAAGGGCAGAGGCCCUGAAUCUCAUGGUACUUAGGCACCUCAGCCCCAGUGAAAUCAAUGGGAUUUAGGCACCUAAAUCCCUCUGAGGAUCUGGGCCAGAAUGAUUCCACCAGCCCCUAAAAUUCAGCUUUAGGUACAGCUCCUGAGUGCAACGCCUCCCAUCAGAGCGGGCACCUGAUGGUCAAUCUCAGACCCAUCUACAGGGGGAACCAAGCCCUGCUCUUAUUCCUCUGUCAGCCACUCUCCAAAGGCCAAGGCUGGCUAAGUAAACGCCCCCAGGCUGACCCGAGCCUGGUGCUAACGCCUCCACUUCCCAGGAGGAGUUCAUUAUUAUUCCAUGCUGGUCUUUUUCUCAUCUGGAGAGGGGCUGGGCCACUCGCCCAGAAAGAAAGGCAAUUACGAAUGUCUUUGAAAAGCAAGGAGGAGAAACUUUAGUGUUUCCUAAUAGCUUGGCUCAUCCCACCGCAUUAGCCUGAAACGUCGCGUGUUCAGAGUGCGAACCGGGCUGCUGGCGUACCUGCUCUGCCGCCUCGGCGCUGCACGCCCGACCCACAUCCUGGCACGCCCGCCACUUGGGCACCGCUGGCAUCUGAGGCCAAGGUUUCUAGUGCUUCUCUACAGCCCGGUCCCUAGGUGCAGGCUGCAAAAUACCGCAGCCCAUGCGAAAGCGUACAGGGCGCAAGGAGCGAAGGGCGACUGCUCCAUGGGCGGGAUCCCCAAAGGUAUUUAGGCACCAAUGGAUUUCAAUGGGAGUGAGGCGCCUAACCCCCUUUGUGAAUCCCACGCCUAGUCGCUGCAUUAGGAGAGGCCGGCACAGCUGCCAUCCCAGGGCAUUACGCGGCAGUCUGAUGUUGAUGGCACUUUGCGCCCCUGGGGCCUGAUCUUCCAAGGUGCUAAGCACCCUUAACGCCCAUCAAAGUCAAUGGCAGUUGAGGGCGUUCAGCGCCUCUCAGAGUGGGCCCCAGGGUGACAGGCGCCUGCCUUGGUAAGGAGCGCUGUGGUGCUCAGAGGAGGGCCCAGCAGCGGUGCAAAGUGUUCUCAUUUAUUUCAGUGUGAUUCCUUCGGCCCGCCGAGGGACAGGAGUCACAAUAGCCCAGUCCAAGGGGCACGGUCCCCGGGUGGCUCAGCAGGGCAGGGGAUGUGCCACAGAACCUCACCACGGCGUGGGGUCUGACUCGGGUCCAGUCCUGGAGCGUAGCAGUGUUACUCCCUAGAGCAACAUUCCUCUUCCCUCUCGCUGAGGGACCAUGUGCUUCAAAGCGUGGACUCGUGUUGCUAUGGCAGCCUUUCCCUGGGCAACAGAAACGGGCCAAGCGGGGGCUGGGAACAGCAGAGAGACACUGCUCCCGUGAUGGGAACACGGACAGAAAGUAGGACGUUCUGAACACAUGGAACCUCCAGGUUGAGAUCUGCAAAGCUGAUGAGGGGAUUUAAACACCUGGCAAGAAAUCCUGGGCCCACUGAAAUCCGUAGGAGUUUUGCCAUUGACUUCAAAAGGAGCCAGGAUCUCACAAUAAUUAAUUCUAAGGAGAGUUGCGUGCCUAAAUCCCCUAGUCAGCUCUGACACACUCAGUCCUUAACUUUACUUCCUGAAUCCUGGCAUCCAUGUCACGUGCAAAUGAGUAAGACGCCUCGCUGGGUAUAGAGCUGCGCUUGGGCGUCUCGGACCCAUGCACACGAUAGAUAUUUAACAUUAAACAGAGCUUGAACUAGAUUCUGAGCAUCCUGCAGGCCGGCUGUGGCCACUGUAAAGCUCAGUGUAAAAUAGGGCUCUGGUUCAUAUUUCAAACACCUCCGGCGUUCAGGCUGCUCAGAUCCAGGGGUCCAAUUCAAGCCCGUCUCUACUAUAGGUUUAGGAGAAGAAAGGGUUAAUGAACAGCCCAGGGACUUUAAAAGUCCUAAAACAACAUAGAGCUGCAUUUAUCUCCUGGCCCUCAGCUCCGAGCCCUCUGGCAGCUGCAGCAGGAAAGCAGCGAUAAGGACCAGGAAAUCAAAUUCGCAGAGGUGGCUUCUUACACUGUAUCCACUCUCUGAGAUGCAGGCUGUCAAACUCCUUUGUUCUCUGGCACUGUCUGUCUGUUCUGCCAACUGAGCGAGCUACCGUCUCAUAGCUUUGCAUGGGCCAGGCCGUCCAAGAGGAGAUAACGGACUCCUGCUUGGUUCUUGAUUAGGAAUGUUCAGAGGGCCAGAUCAUGGUACGGUGUAAGCCGGCAAAGCUCCAUUACGGUGAAAGGAGCUGCUUCCAUUUACAUCAGCUGAGACUCAACCGUGGUGUUUCAGUCACCCAAGUCUAAGUGGAUUAUGGGGUCUGUCUAGUCCUUCCUUUACAUGUUCAUUGUUGCCAGAGCAGCCGUUUGAACUGAAACUAGUUGCAAACAGAUCUAGCAUCUGCCAGAUCGGCAGGGGCCACGGAGUACCGGGGCAGGAGCAGGGUGCUCCCCAACUGGGCUGAACGUAGCAUCCUCUGAGAAAUUGGCAAUGAACAGUGCCGAGGGAUGGAUAACAGAAGGCUGCAUCCCUAGAUCAUCAAUCUGGUUUCAGCAAACAUUGCAAACGAGUCACUGACCUUAGGAACAGAACAAUUUUCCAAAGACGUGGGGUGCUUCCUGAUUUUAAAGAAAAAUAAGAACAGCCAUACUGGGUCAGACCAAAGGUCCAUCUAGCCCAGUAUCCUGUCAUCCAACAGUGGCCAAUGCCAGGUGCCCCAGAGGGAACGAACAGAACAGGUCAUCAUCAAAUGAUCCAUUCCCAGCUUCUGGCAAACAGAGGCUAGGGACACCAUCCCUGCCCAUCCUGGCUAAUAGCCGUUGAUGAACCUACCCUCCAUGAAUUUAUCUAGUUUUUUUUUUUUUUUUUUAAAUCCUGUUAUAGUCUUGGCCUCCACAACAUCCUCUGGCAAGGAGUUCCACAGGUUGAUGGUGUCUUAAGGAGACACUGUCUCGUACAGUGGCAGAUGCUAUCCCCCUUGCUACGUUAUCGCCCAAUGGGGUUAAGACUUGGACUGACUUUGGAUCACGGGCUGAAGUGGCUUCUUUAACGUGCCCUUGCUCUGUAAGUGACUGGGUAGUGGACCCGUUGCUGUGGACCAGAGGAGGAGGAUGGGACCCAAUUGGCUAUUGUCAGUGCUCAAAUUUUAGGGGAAAAAAUAAGGCAGGUCCUGAAUGGCAAGUGACUUGCUCACUUUAAACAGAAGCGAGACGCAAUGGGGCCUGUAAGCCAGGAGUGUGGUAGCUCCUAGAAACAGUAAGGGGACCCAGCCCCCCAAUAAUUCAAGCACUCGACUUACAUCCCUGCGAGUGGUGAGGAAAGCCUCAGCUCUCACUUCUGCAAAUCAAGCACCUCCUUUCCUAGCCCAGAUACCUCCCAAACGCAACACCUAGAACGUCCCAGCUUCAAACUCCAGUGAGCCUCCAGGGCUGGUCGGCCCGUAGGCCGCUGGCCUGUCUGCCCAGGCCCUUCCUCCAGGCUUUGUCAAUUCAAACAAAACCUCACAAAACACAAUGUUCCCAACCGAAGCAGGCUGCCGGGACCCAGAGAACGAUCACGCUGUACCCUGCCCCCAGGGCUAGUCACAGACCCCACCCUCCUGCCUGCAGCCCCUCUUCAACUGAGCUCUCCCAGUCCUUCAUAGGGAACGCCUGACCUCUUCCCAGUUGGGUCUUGUAAUCAAACAGGGCAGGCUGGCCCCAGACCCCUGGGGCUUUAUAUAGGCAGAGCAUCCGGUUACAUCUCCACUUGUCACACCCAUGUGUUUAUGGGAGGGAGACCCUACCUCCCCAGUUAAGCCCGACUCUCAAAGGCUGACCCACCCGUAAAACGUAGGGCUGGAACAAAUCACCUGGCCAGUGCAGGGUUAUUCUUCCCAGGCUGUUGGCUAGUGUUUACUUGGCCCACUUUUGACUCUCCCAGGUCAUGGGGCUUCUACCACGUCCCCUAGCAGAUUGUUCCACAGGCCAGCACAAGAUGCAUUCCCUCCUGCUGAGAAGGGAUGGCUAUCCCAGCUCAGGUCGCAGGGGCAUCUCACCACCAUUGCAAUGGAAGUCACAAACAGCCUGGGGCCACGUGGUCUGCGUGACCUGAACAAACGGCCCUUUCCAUCACUGGGCACUUCCAACCUGCGGCACACUCACUAUGGGCCUCCUCUCCAAGGCACCUGGCCGCCCUGCUCUGCUGGCCGGGGCUGAAGUACCCUGGCUGGCAAGAUUAAGCAGCGAGGGUGGUGUUAUGGCUCAAGUUGUCUUUACAGGGGAGGAAAGCGAUGCUUUGCUCCAGUCAGCGACCCUGUUCCCAGACAUUUGUGCUAACUGGCUCCUUCAGAGGUGCAAAGCAGGGAACGUGCUUUUUAAAAAAAAACAAAAACGAUAUUCUACAGCGUGUGUGAACAACCGCCAUUAAGAUUUCCUGCUGUUACGGUUUAUUUGCACUUGUGCCCCACACCACAGAAAGGACAACGUACAGACAAAAAACCCUCCCCUCCCACACACAAAUCCUCAUGCUGUCCUGUACUGCUCAGGCCGAGACGCACGCAUUGGUGUGACUGCGUUCGGAGACCCGCGGGUGAAAUGAGGUACUAAGAAAGGCCGCGCCCUCCUCCCCACAAGUAGCCCCCGCUAGCCUGGCGUUCUACGACUCGGCCACACCCAACAUCAGCGACACACCAGACAAAGACAGCGCAUCAGGGAAAAAGUCCAGUCUUCCUCGAGUUCUUCUACAGUGUCUGUCCCCUGCUCGGCGGAGGGAGCUGACUGGAACAAAUACUCUGUAGAAAUAUUUCAGUAUUUGCCUUUUUUUCCCCGCCCCGCCCCGCUCCUUUUCGGGUUGUGAGUACAGCUGUAGACGCAGUGAGCUGGAUGGAUUCUAAUAAAACAUACAGUAUAUAUUG
Molecule: messenger RNA, 16442 nt
Organism: Chelonia mydas (Green sea turtle)
Lineage: Eukaryota; Metazoa; Chordata; Testudines; Cheloniidae
Gene: SRRM3
Product: serine/arginine repetitive matrix 3
Exons: 16
Coding region: 256-2163 (635 amino acids)
Molecular function (GO): mRNA binding
Source: RefSeq, a predicted model, not a curated record